GUCGUCAUUUCAACUGUAGAAUACAGCAGCAUAGACACACGUGGGAGACACCAACGCUCGUUUAGAAUGGCGCUUAAAAAAUCAUUAAAAAUUUCUUUGUCUUUAUUGCUGCUUAUGGGAGUGUGUUUGUUGAAGGAUCAGGUCCAAGCUUCUGACGAAUGUGGAAUUAAGCCAUCACAGUCACGUAUUAUCGGUGGAACGACAGCUCUUCCAAACGAGUGGCCUUGGCAAGCUGAAAUCUUGAUGUUAAACACGAAAGAAAACAAGUUUAUUCACAGAUGCGGGGGAGCCUUGAUUGAUAAAUGGUGGAUUGUGACGGCUGCACAUUGUGUCUUUCAAAACAUCGAUCCAAAGAACUACAAGAUCAGGCUGGGAGAGCAUGACAGAUCCAGGAAAGAGCAAGGAGAGAUGGAACUACCAGUAUCGAUUAUUCAUAUUCAUAGUAGAUUCUUGACCAACAGCUAUGGCUAUGACAUCGCUAUCAUGAAGCUAGCAGCCCCGGCCAUUAUUAACCCGAAGGUCUUUCCUGCUUGCUUACCAAAACUAUACCAACAGGUUAAGACGGGACGAAAGUGCUUUGUAACUGGUUGGGGUAUGACAAAAUAUCAAGGUUCUCAUGCCACAAUACUACAGCAGACCAAGUUACCUCUAGUAUCCCACAAACAAUGUGCAGCCGUCAACGGACUUAUUCGCGAAGUAGACAAACUCACCAUGCUGUGUGCUGGGUAUGGAGGCAACAGAUCCAUCAGCGGUUGUCAUGGAGACRGUGGCGGACCAUUUGUUUGCCAAGAGGAUGGCGGGCGCUGGUUCUUGAGGGGAGUCGUCAGUUGGGGAGAUAACGAUUGUAGUGGAAAGUCUUAUUCUGUUUUCGCCAGGGUCAGCUCGUUCAUUGACUGGAUUGAUUAUCAUAUGAGCAAGGAUCCGCUUGAAAGACCAACCGGCUGUACGGAUGCUCACUUCUACUGUGAGGAAUGGAAAGCCAAGGGCUAUUGUAACUUCGGUUACUUCGACCAUAUGCUGAAGGGAUACUACUGUAAGAAGACCUGUGGAGCUUUUCAAGUAGAGGUUUAACGAUCUGUUCAAACC
This is a messenger RNA of Actinia tenebrosa (Australian red waratah sea anemone), 1086 nucleotides long. RefSeq names its product chymotrypsin B. Gene Ontology annotation, biological process: proteolysis. The record is from RefSeq and is a predicted model, not a curated record. Lineage: Eukaryota; Metazoa; Cnidaria; Anthozoa; Actiniaria; Actiniidae. Gene Ontology annotation, molecular function: serine-type endopeptidase activity.